Lagenorhynchus albirostris (white-beaked dolphin) is the source of this 6344-nucleotide messenger RNA. It is a transcript of the gene HOOK3, whose product is annotated as hook microtubule tethering protein 3. Gene Ontology annotation, molecular function: microtubule binding; dynein light intermediate chain binding. The transcript is spliced from 22 exons. The record is from RefSeq and is a predicted model, not a curated record. Lineage: Eukaryota; Metazoa; Chordata; Mammalia; Artiodactyla; Delphinidae. Gene Ontology annotation, cellular component: cytoplasm; centrosome. Bases 143 to 2299 code for a protein of 718 amino acids. Gene Ontology annotation, biological process: cytoskeleton-dependent intracellular transport; cytoplasmic microtubule organization.
GGUGACGCUGCGGGUGCCGCUGCCAGCUCCGGACGGAGUCGGCGGCCGGGCGGAGGACGGGCAGGCCGACCCUCGGACGCAGCCCCGGGCCGAGCCGCGGGCUUCCUGGCGAGGCAGGGCGGCCGCGAGCCCGGGCGGGAAGAUGUUCAACGUGGAGUCCCUGGAGCGGGUGGAGCUGUGCGAGAGCCUCCUCACUUGGAUCCAGACAUUUAACGUGGAUGCACCAUGCCAGACCGUGGAAGAUUUAACGAAUGGGGUUGUGAUGGCCCAGGUUCUCCAAAAGAUAGAUCCUGCAUAUUUUGAUGAAAAUUGGCUAAACAGAAUUAAAACUGAAGUAGGAGAUAAUUGGAGGCUAAAGAUAAGCAAUUUAAAGAAAAUUUUGAAAGGAAUCCUGGAUUACAAUCAUGAGAUUUUAGGGCAGCAAAUUAAUGACUUUACUCUCCCUGAUGUGAACCUCAUUGGGGAGCAUUCUGAUGCCGCAGAGCUGGGAAGGAUGCUCCAACUCAUUUUAGGCUGUGCUGUGAACUGUGAACAGAAGCAAGAGUACAUCCAAGCCAUCAUGAUGAUGGAGGAAUCUGUGCAACACGUUGUCAUGACAGCCAUCCAGGAGCUGAUGAGUAAAGAGUCUCCUGUCUCUGCUGGGAAUGAUGCCUAUGUUGACCUUGAUCGCCAGCUGAAGAAAACUUCAGAGGAACUGAAUGAAGCUUUGUCGGCCAAGGAAGAAAUUGCUCAAAGGUGCCAUGAGUUGGAUCUGCAGGUUGCAGCAUUGCAAGAGGAGAAAAGUAGUCUGUUGGCAGAGAAUCAGGUAUUAAUGGAAAGGCUGAAUCAGUCUGAUUCUAUAGAAGAUCCUAAUAGUCCAGCAGGAAGAAGGCAUCUGCAGCUCCAGACUCAGUUAGAACAGCUCCAAGAAGAAACAUUCCGACUUGAAGCAGCCAAAGAUGACUAUCGAAUACGCUGUGAAGAGUUACAAAAGGAGAUGUCUGAACUUCGGCAGCAGAACGAUGAACUGACCGCUUUGGCAGAUGACGCUCAGUCUCUAAAAGAUGAAAUAGACGUUCUUAGACAUUCUUCUGAUAAAGUGUCUAAACUAGAAGGCCAAGUGGAAUCAUAUAAAAAGAAGCUAGAAGAUCUUGGUGAUUUGAGGCGUCAGGUUAAACUCUUAGAAGAGAAGAAUACUAUGUAUAUGCAGAACACAGUUAGCCUAGAGGAGGAGCUGAGAAAAGCCAACGCGGCUCGAAGUCAACUCGAGACGUAUAAGAGACAGGUAGUAGAACUGCAAAAUAGAUUAUCUGAAGAAUCGAAGAAAGCAGAUAAAUUAGAUUUUGAAUAUAAGCGGCUAAAAGAAAAGGUUGACAGUCUUCAAAAAGAAAAGGAUAGGUUAAGAACAGAAAGGGAUUCUCUGAAGGAAACCAUCGAAGAGCUUCGUUGUGUUCAGGCUCAAGAAGGGCAACUCACAACUCAAGGGUUAAUGCCUCUGGGAAGUCAGGAAUCUUCAGAUAGUCUGGCAGCAGAGAUCGUCACACCUGAAAUCAGGGAGAAACUUAUUCGUCUUCAGCAUGAGAAUAAGAUGUUAAAAAUUAACCAAGAGGGUUCAGACAAUGAAAAAAUCGCCUUAUUGCAGAGCCUUCUAGAUGAUGCCAGCCUACGCAAGAAUGAACUGGAGACAGAGAACAGGCUGGUGAAUCAAAGACUUCUAGAAGUACAGUCACAAGUCGAAGAAUUGCAAAAAUCUUUACAGGAUCAAGGCUCAAAGGCAGAAGAUUCAGUUCUUCUAAAAAAGAAGCUUGAAGAACAUCUAGAGAAGCUGCAUGAGGCCAAUAAUGAGCUGCAGAAGAAGAGAGCCAUCAUCGAGGACCUUGAGCCGAGAUUCAACAACAGCUCCCUAAAAAUUGAAGAAUUACAAGAAGCUUUACGGAAGAAAGAAGAGGAAAUGAAGCAAAUGGAAGAAAGAUAUAAAAAAUACUUAGAGAAAGCCAAAAGUGUUAUCCGUACUUUAGAUCCUAAACAAAAUCAAGGAGCAGCACCAGAAAUACAAGCUCUUAAAAAUCAGCUCCACGAACGGGAUCGGCAAUUCUAUUCAUUGGAGAAAGAAUAUGAGAAAACAAAGAGUCAAAGAGAGAUGGAGGAGAAAUAUAUUGUUAGUGCCUGGUACAAUAUGGGAAUGACUCUGCAUAAAAAGGCGGCAGAAGACAGACUUGCUAGUACAGGUUCGGGGCAGUCAUUCCUGGCGAGGCAGAGACAAGCCACCAGCACGAGAAGGUCUUACCCGGGCCACGUCCAGCCAGCCACAGCAAGGUAGACAAGUCCUGCCAUUAGAAUAAAAAACACCCCGCAUUCAAAGCAUACUUCUGUUACAUAUAACAUUUCAGGAAAUUCAGCCAGCUUAUAUUUUGUCUGUAUUUCAUGUAUUUAGUUGUUUUCCAUUUGAGGACUUUCUCUCUUCUGUAUCUAUAAUGUUUUAGUUUCUUGGUCCUUUAUUUUGUAGUCCUUUUGGUUCCUUUUAAUGUGCCAAAAAAUUUUUAAAUGCCCAAUUAAAAGUGUUGUAUAUUAGUGUAGUACUUUUCUUUGUAUGAAAAUGUCCUUUCCCCAAUGGUGUAGGCUUUGUAAUGAAUUAGAUUUUCUGCCAAUAAUUGAUAUACAAUUUAUAUUCUUUAUUGUGUCUCUGUGUUACCAUGCUUUCUAAGAAUGUCUUUGUUUAAAGGGAAUUAAUCUUUUUAUGAUGUAUUAAUCUGUGUUUUCAAUUGUUUUCCAAAUGCACUUCAAAUAACUUGCAUACUUACUAUGUAAAAUGGUUGGCAAGUGCACUUUUUGCAAAGACAUAAAUACAUUGGCAGAGGUGCUAAUCAGAUCUUACCUAAGGCACCUGAUAGAACUAUUUAGAGGGAAAAACUGAGUUUUCACAUUGUUUUAUAGGAAAUUAAAUCUGUCCAAAGAUUUGGAAACUAUUUUUAAAACAUAAAUAGAAUUUCAUUAUUUCCUACUAUCUUAUUUGCUGGCAGAAGUGAAUGCACUGGUUAGGUUAUUUGGGGAGAAGUUACAGAAGAAAAAAAAUCAGGCAGUGUGUUCAUUUUUCUUCUUUUUUUGGAAUAUCACAGUAACUGAGGAUCAGAUUCUAGCAAUGGGCUGACAUUUCGUUGCAACUGCCCUCCACAUAUAAAAGUAUAUAAAAGAUGUAUUUUUUAUAUACUUAUGAGUCAUAGGUGGCCUUACCUUUGGGGUAAUUUCCUUGUUGACUUGCACCUCAUUUGUCUUACUUAUUCCUUAACAUAAAACCUGCUAUUUCUCAAUAAUUCCUAAUACUUAACAUCUUAGUAUCAGUCGUUAGGAUCAAUAAGUGACUUCUUGUGUCUGAUGUUAUGACAGGUGGCUGUCGUAUUUUUUCUUAAUUCUAUGUACUAGUCUAAGAGUUUGCUACUGAGUAGAUUCUCUUGGGUAUUUGGUUGCCCCAAAGUGCUUACAUUUGUUGACAGAUUAUAAACUAUGUUUAUUUACAUUGAUGAAUGGCUGUCAAGUAAUAAUGAUUGUAAAGCACUUUGACUAUAUAAGGUGCUAUAUAAAUGCAAAAUGUCAUUCAUUUAAUCAUGAAAUGUCUCUGCCUAACUUUCCAUAUUGGCCCCAAAUUAUAUUUCAGUUCCCCUCCAGCCUUUUUCUUGCACCAUAGCCCAGAGCCCAGUAAAGCAAAAAUUUACUGCAACUAGGUCGAUUAUUUGUUUUCGGUUUUGGAUAGGUCACCUAUUAAGAAGAUUUUAUUUCAUAUACUUGCUAUUUAGAAGUUCAGGUUUCAUUUAGUUUUGUGUAUUAAAUACAAAUGAGUAACUUUAAAUCAAGCUAAACAUAAUCAAGAAUUUUCAGAAACUAUAUUCCAGUGUUUGAUUUUAAAUCCUUAUUUCCUUUUUUUUAUAAGAAAUUGACCUAAACACUAUUUUAGGUGUUUUCAUUUGUCCUCAGAAACUGUACUUGAAGAAAGGUAUUAGAAUAUACACAGAAAUGACCCCAUGCAUUGUGCUAAUUUUUUACAUUAAGUACAGAAGUCUGAGCUCAGUGUGAGUGCUUCUGCCUGGUCAGAAGAAAAGCAGGAAGACUUAGUAGUAAUGGAGAGAACCAGCGAGUGGAAUGCAUCGUGGGGUUUCAGGAGGGCAAGCAGACCUAAUCAACAUAGAAAGUUUUGACAAUGAAAGAUUAAAAAUGAUUUAAGAUGGGUAACCCUCCCCCACCUCCACCCCUCCCUGUCCCUUUAUUUCACAAAUCAGAGUAAGGAUCCAACAGUUUUAAAACAGGGCAUGAACACUCACCUUGGUAAAAUUAAAAUUAUUGGGAAGUAUAGCUGCAAAAUAAGAUAGAUGAAAAUCAGAGUCCAUGAGCUGUUUGUUAAAUGGAUUAUAUCCCAUGAGAGGAGAGGUUUUAAUUUUAGUUCUCUAUUUACUGUCCCAGUCCUGAUCUCCUACCCACCCCUCUGCUCAGAUAUGUUUCUCUAAAUGGGAGAGGAAAGUGCCAAGCUUUUAGAAGGAAGUUUUCCGUCUUAUUUUUGUUCAGCAUGCCAUUAUUUUGGUGCUUACGUUCGUAAGUUUCACUCACCUUUACAGUAUGUUUAAAUUUUAGUAUAUUGCUUUCAUUCCAUAGCAGAAACUUUAUUUCUAAACAUUCUGUGAUGUUUUCUUAAAAGUCAGGAAUAGAACUUUGCUGUCCCAGUGAGGACCCCGUUUCCUUUGCUCAGCUUUGGACAGGAUUUUUACAUUUCUCUUUCUCUGGCGAUGACGCUGGGCACACUGUGGAGUCAGCACAGAGUUAGUGCGCUAAGCUUGGGGUUGAGCCAUCACCCCCUGUCUGAGUUCUUGUGAACAAAAAGCUUAUUUUCUGUUUUCCCUCUAACCAGGGUGAGAAAAUACAGAGUUAAUAACUAAAGACUACAAAAGCAUGAAAUUUAUAUUCUGCAGUGUGUAUUUAAGAAGUUUGUAAAGGGGAAAAAAAAUCCAGCAAAUAUUAUGCUUACCGCAUCUUAAAAAGAGAGUACAUAAUACAGCUGUACGUAUCUUUAAAAAACUUGCAAAAACCCGAUCAUACCUUUUUUAGUAUUUGUCUGAUUAUUUAAUAAUAACCAAGAAAAAGAAGUACCAAAACAAAGGCUCCAUUUUCUAAAAUUGAUCAGCAUUGAAUUAUUUCUGUUUGAUGGCCCAGCCUGGUAAAAUUGGCUAAUGAGAUGAUUCAUUAUAAUAAGGAUAAUACUGUCUGCUGUUAUUUUGCUACGGUCUUACUGCUUUGUCUGUAUGAUAAAAGCUCAGUUGUACAAACUUGAGCUAAAUGUUUCCAGUCAGAAACAUCAGCCCAUAUAUAUCAGCAGUCUUCAGCAAGGCAUGAAAACCGGUGCUGUGCAAACAAACCAACAGUAAGUGAUUGUGAGGGGAAGGGGGAUUUAGGUUGAAGAAAAGGUACAUUUUAUUUUUGAGCUAUUUUACUCACACUUCCUUUUCAACUGCAGUUUUAUUUAUUCAUAUCUAAUGAUAUGAAAUAUUUUGUAGUGUCUCUUGCGCUCCGACAAGCAUUCAUCUUUUAAAGAUAACACUGUGUUGAAAACUUGAAAAUCUUUAUUCUGAUAUAAGAAUUUACUUGAAAUAAAAUUCUAAAUUUUUGAAUUUAUCCCAGCUCCCUGCAUUUAAUCUCCAGUGAUCCAGAUCUCAGACUCCAGGAGUGUUACACUUUUCCCCAGUUGGAACACAUGAGGUUUAUCUGAAAAAGCAUCCACAACCCACAGAUAGUGUAAACCUAGUUAGUUUACAGCUACUGGGAUAAGAACCUGUGAUCCUAAAGGGAGAGGAAGGUGCUUGGCAUCUUGCUUUUUGCUAGGGGCAGAAUAACAACAUGCUUCUUGUUGUCUGUUCAUUCAACUAUGGGAGCAUGUUUUGACUUUUUAUCCUUAUAUUACAAAGUGACUCUUUGCCUAGAAAUGGCUGUUGAACUGAUGCAGGAUUGUACUCCUUAACAGUGAGCAGGAGUCCUACCCUUACAGGGUAGGAAGGACUGAACAGAACAAAAUAAGAUGGGAUCUCAGAAUCUUUGAAAAUUACUUUAGCAUGUUUUAAAAUUUUUCCCUUUUUAUAUGUUAAAAGGGCUUUUCCGUUCAAUAAUGAUAAUCUCUUUUCCUAUAGUCCCAACUGUCAAAAUGGCAGCUUAUUUUAGUAGAUGUGCAACCCAGUUUCACUACAUUUAGAAAGCAAUUUCAGAGUUAAUUCUUUGUAACUAUAAUGAUUCGAAUAUUUUGUAUCAUGAAGUUUUUAUAUGAGGGAGGCCAUUCUCAAUGUAUCUGUCAUCCAGUUUUUUACUUUGUAUAAAGCAUAUUUAAAUAAUAA